AUGGACAUCCUACUUCGCGAAAGCUCAUUCGGACGGUUACUCAAUUUUAUAACAAAUGGCCGGACGCUCCCACAUCGUGAUCUCGAUAUUCCAAAGCAUGAAGAAACCACGGGUUCAAGCUCUGCUACUUGCCCUGGCGCGGCUCGCUACAUAUUGGUCGAUUUCAACGGACCGGAGGAUCCGGAUAUACCCAGAAACUGGCCAACAUUAGCCAAGACGGUCGUAAUGGUGGAUGUUAUGCUGCUCAACUUCAGCUUUUAUGCGGCGUCGGCAAUCUUCACACCAAGCAUUCCGGGGAUUGAAGAGGCCUUUGGCGCUACCACUGCAGAGGGCACACUGGGACUCUCCCUUUUUGUUAUUGCGUAUGGCAUUGGGCCACUCAUUCUUUCACCAGUAUCGAACCUGCCGUCUAUCGGACGUACACCAGUUUAUGUGCUCGGUUCUUUUGCUUUUUGUUUGUUUAAUAUCGGCACUGCACUAGCAAAGAAUCUACAUACUAUUCUCAUAUUGAGAUUUUUUGGUGGGUUAAUUGGCAGUGCACCGAUUAGUGUAGGCGGUGCUACGCUGAUGGAGGUAUAUGGACCCACCGAAAUUCCGUAUGCCAUUGCAUUGUACGCAGUCAGCGGAGUAUGUGGGCCCAUUUUGGGACCGAUUCUUGGUACGCUGGUAAUAGAGCGCUGGGAGACAUGGACUGCAACCCUAUGGCUUCUUUCCGGCGUCACAGCUUUCACGACCGUGUUUAUUUUCUUCCUCCUGCCUGAGACCUUGUAUUCGAAUAUCCUUCUUCGUCGAGCCCGGCAACUCCGUAAUCAGACAGGAAAUCCUUUUUACCAAAGCCAAGCGGACAUCGACACGCCGGAGUCUAACCUUGCCAUGCGCAUAGUAAAGCAGACAAUAGAUGAUUUCAAACUUUCUUGCAUGGACCCGGUCAUUCUGUUUGUUAACAUGCACACUAUGCUGAUAUACGGGAUACUGUAUUUAUGGUUCGAGCUUUUCCCAUUUGUCUUUGACGGAAUCUACCACUUUACCGCAAUACAACAAGGCCUUGCAUUCUUUGGUAUUCUUGCCGGCGCAGGUGUGUCUGUCGUUGCAUACGUUGUGUGGCUAUAUUUCUCCUACCAGCCACGAGUUGCGAAACCAGAAGCCAUUGUUGAGCCCGAAGCCCGCCUUGUCCCUGGACAAGUCGGGGCCAUCUGUAUCCCAAUUUGCCUCUUUAUCUUUGCAUGGACCUCUCGUGAAAGGCAAGUCCACCAUGGCAAGCGCCUCUCAGACCAGAUACUAAUUAACCAUAACAGCAUACACUGGAUUGUCCCUAUCAUCGGCACAGCCUUCUUCGCACCGGGAUUCUAUCUCACCUUCCAAUCUAUUCUUAAUUACCUGGGAGAGUCUUAUCCAAGAUAUGUGGCAAGCGUAUUCGCCGGCAACACAUUCUUCCGAAGUUCAUUCGGCGGAGCGUUGCCUUUAGCCGCUCCGAGGAUGUUACAGUCACUGGGCAUUGGAUGGGCAUCGAGUACGCUAGGAUUUAUAUCCAUUGCCAUGGUUCCUCUACCAUUUAUUCUGGAACGCUACGGUAAAAGACUCCGGUCCUGGAGCAAGUACGCGAACUAG
Molecule: messenger RNA, 1608 nt
Organism: Aspergillus bombycis
Lineage: Eukaryota; Fungi; Ascomycota; Eurotiomycetes; Eurotiales; Aspergillaceae
Product: MFS transporter
Exons: 7
Coding region: 1-1608 (535 amino acids)
Biological process (GO): xenobiotic detoxification by transmembrane export across the plasma membrane
Molecular function (GO): fluconazole transmembrane transporter activity
Source: RefSeq, a predicted model, not a curated record